ACAUUUACUCAUCCAAUUCUAAAACAUCUAGAUUAUUUAUUCACAAUAAUGUUACAUAGAACACAAACACAAAUUUAUGUAAAUCACUGUAUAUUAUCAAUAGAAUGUAAGCAUAUUAUUCAAGUUUAAAAUUUACAUACAAGCCAAAUAGUUAAACUAAAAUAUGCACCAACUAUAACUCACCCGAUAAAAAAAAACACAAUGAGAUCAAUUUAUCUAAAGAAAGAAAUGUUGGUCAAUUAAAUUCUACACAAUGAAAAUACACACUUACAGGCAAUCAUGAUUCCAUUUUGACAAUAUAUAUAUGUAUAUAUAAAUAGAGUUUAAACAUUGAAAUGAAAAGCAUUCAGAUUGAAGUUAUUCAAUAAAAGAUUUGUUUGAAUUCACUUCUUAUAUUCUUUAUUGAAAUAACAUUUUAAUAUAAAACAUGGAUAGUCCAAUGGAAAAAUUUAUUCAAAUUUAUUUAACUUUAAUUCGUGAUAAUGAUGAAAGUGUUGAAACAAGCAAACUUAGUGAAAGUUGUAGAAGAGAAAAACUUGAUAUGAAACAAGUGAAUGCGCAUUGAACGAAACCACAUUAAAACUGUACAAUCAGGUAGAGAACCAGAUUUGCCAGAAGGAGUAAAAAUUAUCUCUUCAACAAUGCCGAAACCAAAACAAGUUGAAGUAACACUAUUAUAUAAAGAUAUAUUUGAUGGAGUUAAAAAAGAUCCUGAUAUGAAUAAAGUUGUAAAAACAUUCAAAAGUGAAUUAGAAAGACGUUAUGGACGUGUAUGGCAAGUCAAUGCUGUGACUCACUCAUACUGGGCAAGUUUCUCACAUGAACCGUUCCAAUCAAUUCAAUUCCAAUAUGAAAAUAAGAUCAUUCUUGCUUGGCGUACACCAAGUAAUUAAAAAAAGGAAUAGAAAGUUGAAGUAUGACCCAGUAACCAGGGAAUGACAUUUUGUUUAGAAACAAAACCGAUAUUAAACAAUUUCAAAGUUAUUAAUUCUAUUGAUGUCAUGAAUAAAAUAUUUGUCUUUCCCUUUUCUAUCUUUCAAAAAAAUUUAAUGUUCUUCCAAAUAUCUGAACAAACUACUCUCUAGUAAUAAUUAUUAUGAAAACGUUUUAAGAAGUAUAAAUUUAGUAAAAAAAAUUACUCUUUACACU
Molecule: messenger RNA, 1149 nt
Organism: Schistosoma haematobium
Lineage: Eukaryota; Metazoa; Platyhelminthes; Trematoda; Strigeidida; Schistosomatidae
Exons: 2
Coding region: 555-893 (112 amino acids)
Biological process (GO): microtubule-based process
Cellular component (GO): dynein complex
Molecular function (GO): calcium ion binding
Source: RefSeq, a predicted model, not a curated record